UAUGGCGGCAGGUCUGUCGGUAAAUAUCUCAAUCGAACAGCUUUUAGAAAGCGAAGUUGAGGAAAUUGGGCGAGAUGGACAGGAAAAAUACGUUCCUCAGUUGUCUAUGUCAGAACAACUAACAAAGUUUGCYCAUAAGAUUGAUUUCCUUUCUGAUGAUAAAAGCCAUAAAAGUGCAGAAGAAGUMCAGGAAGAAGAAAAGAAGGCUUUGGUAGUAUUCCAACCUUCUUUGUGGCCAUGGGACUCAGUACGGACAAAGUUGAGAAAUGCUUUGACAGAAGUKUGUGUUUUGUCGGACAUUCUGAAUGUUGUACAAGAAAAGAAGUACAUGGUUUUGGACCCUGUUACUCAGAACCAGGCUCCYCCUAAACCCACAGUACAGUUGCUUGCAAAGAGGAAAAAUCUCAGCAGUGCAGCAGAUAUCAUUCUUCAAGGAACCAUGCGAAUGGAAACGGCAAUACAAGAAAGAGUCAACCAGCAACUUAGACAAGGACAAAAACUUGAAGAUUUCCAUUCUGAACUUAUUGGUCUUAGGCAGAGAUGGAAACUUAAGAAAACAGGGCCAAGCAUCAUGGGAGAUUUAACCUAUCGCUCAGCUGGAUCUCAGUUUUGGAAUCCUGGGCUUUUUGAGGUCACAAAAGCAUCACAACCAGAUGAGGAAGAGGGUCCUUCAACUCAAUUAAAUAACUCUAGUUUACUUGAAGUUAAAGUCGGCAGUGAUUUAGAAGGUGUGGCAUCUGUAACAGUCAGCAUUUGUGAGAAUGAGACAAGCCAAGAAACUGGAAAAGCUCAACCAAGAAUUCUAGCAAGAGUGCAAGAUCUCAGUAAAGCUCCUGMCUGGCAAAAAAUGCUUUACUMUGCACARGAAAACAUAUUUUGCAAGGAACUAUUCACACAGCUAUCACAAGARGCAUAUCACAGCAGAGGACCAAUCACAAAUCUAGUUAUGGGCAAUGAGAUCCGAACUGAGGUUUUUCCAGGGGUUGAUCUGUGCAUCACAUAUUCUCAUGAAAAAGAAAACACUGAAAAUCAAGAAGACAUUCACAGUCAACCCGUAGCCAAAUCAAUUGGUCCACUGGAGUACACYCUUCAGUCUCUCCUUAGAAAACGACAUAAACAGAACCAACGUGUUGUUCUUCCUCAUCCAGUCACGUCUCGUCAAAUUCCUGGUUCAAAUAAACGGUUGAGAAUAGCUGGAUCAUCAGCACUGCGUACUAGCGAUGUUGCUUCUUCUUUAGAUAGGGAAACUAUUUUGGAUACUAUUAUCAAGGUUUCCAAGCACGAAAUUUUAAGAAAAAGGGUAAUGGAAAUGAUUGACAGCUUGACGUCAGAGCUGAGUGAUCCAUGUAUWCUAUGUCAUUGGAGCACUGUGACGUCAGAGACAUCCACGUCUGCAGUCGUKCACAUAUGUUCGCCCGAGAUCAACGAUGUUGGCAAGACUUCAUUUCGACUCAAAGUAGGCAUCAAGGAUAUCCAUGUAGUUUGUUCCAAUGGUUCAACAGUAACGUUUACUAGUCAUGUACGUGAUUUGAAGGACUUCUUCUUGACACAGGUGGCUCAGCAUAGAAUUCUUGUGGCCCAUUCCAUCGCGGUCAGUCUUGGCUGGCAAGUCCUGCACAUGAARCGUCACGUUCCUACUGGGGACAUUGAAGAGCAAGGUCACGUGUCUGGUCUUGUAGUGACGUCAUCAGAUGGCGAUAGAACGGUUUCAGUUCGAGCAGGACCGUCCAGCGGUGUUACAGUCUCCAUAAAACGAUCUCAUAAACAUACGAAUUCGUUACCAGACUUUUUAACCGAUAAGAAAUGGAGUCUUGUCGGUGGAAGUUUCAAAGAAGUAGCCUGGGACCAAGUACCCGGAACGACUUUYGUACAGCGGUUCUUUUUAUUAUUAGGUGUAGAGACUACGUAGUAAUAACUACUUUAGAAUGUAAUUUAUAUCCCUUUACUAUUUACCAAAACACUCGAUCAAAUAAAUAUGAGUCUAAAUAUU
This is a messenger RNA of Exaiptasia diaphana, 1990 nucleotides long. Its product is annotated as mediator of RNA polymerase II transcription subunit 17. Gene Ontology annotation, biological process: regulation of transcription by RNA polymerase II. NCBI's taxonomy places the organism in Eukaryota, Metazoa, Cnidaria, Anthozoa, Actiniaria, Aiptasiidae. Gene Ontology annotation, cellular component: mediator complex; core mediator complex. The record is from RefSeq and is a predicted model, not a curated record. The transcript has 14 exons. Gene Ontology annotation, molecular function: transcription coregulator activity. Bases 2 to 1909 code for a protein of 635 amino acids.